Molecule: messenger RNA, 477 nt
Organism: Pelobates cultripes (western spadefoot toad)
Lineage: Eukaryota; Metazoa; Chordata; Amphibia; Anura; Pelobatidae
Source: the annotation of a GenBank genome assembly
AUGUUUGUGACAAUUACCCUUCAAAUGUCAUGCCCGUAUAGAGUGCUACUUGAUGAUAAUUUAACAAUCCAUGGGGGUUUCCAAAGUCCGCCUAUCGGGGGCGGGGCCGGGCCGCCGGGCCGAACAGACGCACUAUACAUGGGCUCCGGCAUUAACCUGAGCAAAAAGGCACAAAAGACUGCUAAGAAGUCGGCUAUCCCGACAACAACUAACAGGGAACGACCCCAGCGCACCUCGGAUGCCGGCAAGAAGCACACCACAAGCUGGACGGGCAACGGAGGGCGAGACCGGCCUACACGCGGCAGAGCAUCCGGCCGAGACAACGCCACGCGGCGGGACGCCACAGAGAGGCGCAGCCCCGAAACAUUUCAGCGGGAGAGACGCUGCACAGAUGGUUCCCUUUGCACACCCGGCCCGGGGCACGGCCCUGCCCCCCCCCCCCGGCCGGUGGGGGUUAUCCCGGCCGCAUGGCGGUGA